Messenger RNA from Rubroshorea leprosula, 4589 nucleotides. The record is from the annotation of a GenBank genome assembly. NCBI's taxonomy places the organism in Eukaryota, Viridiplantae, Streptophyta, Magnoliopsida, Malvales, Dipterocarpaceae.
UCAAGAAAAGUUUUUUGAUCCUCUUUUUGCUUUUCCUGGGCAUAAAGCAGCCAUAGCCAUGCCUAGGAGAGUUGGAAAAGAAGUUGCACAACAAGUGGAAGUGGCUCCUAUGAGUCCAAGACAUUCUGAAGGUGAAAAUAGUCCGAAGCAUCUUCCACCUAUUUUUCCCUUGGCUGAUCGCUCAUAUGGCAAUCCCAUAUAUCGCAAUGAUGAUGAGGAGAAAGUGCAGUUCAAUAGGCAGCAACAAAACAAUCCUGCUGGUGGCAUCCUUGGACCACAAGAUCCUGUGGAAGCAGCAUUCCGUGCAGCUGAGCAACUCAACGCCAAUCAACAAAGAUAUGUACCUCCUGCACGUCGUCCAAAUGCAGCCCCACACCCCAACUUUCAGAAUAAUGCCUUUCAACCAUUAGGGCUGCAAGCAGCAUCCCUUCCCUUGGAUAGAAAUCAACUGAUUGAUCUAGUCCAGGAGACAUAUGGUCCAGCUUUAAGACCAUUGGUUCGUCCUUCUUAUCACAAGCCGUAUCCAGAUUACAUAGAUCGGGAUAAUCCAUUUCCUCGUGGAUUCAAAAUGCCUGAAUUUACUUUGUUUUCUAGGGACACGAGUCAGUCAACCAUUGAACACAUUGGUAGGUUCACUAUUCAAUGUGGGGAGGCAUCGGGUGAUGAUUUUUUGAAGUUGAGACUCUUCCCAAGUUCUUUAACGGGUACUGCACUGACAUGGUACCUAAGUCUGCCGCAAAAUUUUGUAUUUACCUGGAGACAAAUGGAAGAUUUGUUUCAUAUUCAAUUCUAUCGCUCAGAGCCUGAGGUAUCCAUGGCUGAUCUUUCUAGAUUAACUCAACAGCCAAGGGAAUCUUCUGAAAAUUAUCUUAUGCGAGACUUCUUUGAGCUCUCUUAUAAGGUGGCACGUUAUGAGAACCUUUUAAGAGAGGAAUUCCAAAGAAAGGCAGCAUCGCAAGGAACUUAUUAUCAAGAUGCUUUUGACCUUGAUGUUGCCGAGGAUAAGAUUGACAAAGGGCUGCUUCGUUUCCCUGAAAAACCCAAGGAAGCCAUGGGGGUUGAUGAGAAUCCUUUUCCGAACGUUGAUGUUGGAGUUAAUGUUGCUGACAUAAGAAGCAUCUCUCGAAGGACGUGGGAGAAGGUUGUGCAUCCCAAGUUUCUAAAAGAACCUGUGAAAAAUCCUAGAACUUUGAGAAGAAGGUUGCAGCGGAAGCGAGCAGAGGCAUGUCGCUGUCAACAAUUAGCUACUAAGGAAGUUAAGGUUCUACAACAUUCUCUUGUAAAGGGAAGGAUGGUGUGGAAGAGAAAGGAGAGUAAAGAGGUUGCUGUCCAAAAUGAAUCUCAGCCGGAAGUGCCACCUCUUAAGCUCACCUCACUAAUCGUCAAUGAAAAUGAGUUAAAGGCAACCUUUGAAGUAGAUCAACAAGUAGAGUUGACUAGCGAUGAUAAUCUUUUUGAGGACAUGGAUGUUUUGCAGAUCGGUGACAUCUCUAUUAAUCUCUCUUGUUUGGUUCUCACGCUUCCUUUGGUUUUUCAAGCCAAGGGCAGCGAGACUACCCAUGUUCCUACCCAUGUUUCCAAGGGCAUCAUGGUUGUUGAAGAAGAAGUGAUAGAGCCACUCUAUAUUUCAGCUCAUAUGGAUGGAGUUCCAGUGAAUCGAGUCCUUGUUGAUAAUGGAGCAGUAGUCAAUGUCAUACCUUCUUUUAUGCUGAGGAAUUUGGGUAAAAAUUAUGAGGACUUAAUUUAUAAUGGCAUAACCAUCAGUGAUUUCACAGGUGGUGUUAGCAAAUCAAAAGGAGUGCUGCCGGUUGCACUUACUGUCGGCAGCAAGACGUCAAUGAGUGCUUUCUUUGUUGUAGACUCUUCUGCAAUUUAUAAUGUUUUACUGAGACGUGAUUGGAUCCAUUCAAAUCGGCGUGUUCCAUCUACUCUCCAUCAAAGACUCAUUUUUUGGAAUGGAGGCAAAACUGAGGUGGUUUAUGCUGAUAACAGACCAUUCUUAGCCAAUUCCAUUAUGGUGGAAGCACGGUACUAUGAUGAAGACGUAGGAACCAUCCAUUUCUUUGGCAUGGAUAGACAAGGAAGACCUCGUGGAAUCACUUCUUGCAACAAGCCUACCUUGGCUAAGUAUGUGGUUGACGAGAUGGAUGACCUUAGGGCCGAUGUACAAGAUCCAUUGAAGGAAGUUAAUCUGGGAACGAAGGCAGAGCCACACAUUACUUUUGUUAGUGGCUUGCUAUCGCCAGAGAUGCGAGAUAAAAUAAUCUGUUUACUACAUGAAUUCAAAGACUGCUUUGCCUGGGAUUAUUCUGAGAUGCCAGGUUUAGACCGAGAGUUGGUAGAGCAUAAACUACCAAUCAACAAAGGAUAUAAGUCGUAUAAACAGCCGUCACGCCGUAUGUCUCCAAAAGUGAUUUUGAAGGUGAAGGAAGAAGUGGAGCGGCUGCAUAAAGUUGGUUUUAUACGGACAGCCAGGUACUCAAAAUGGUUGUCUAAUAUUGUUCCAGUAGUGAAGAAGAAUGGAAAGCUCAGAGUCUGCAUUGAUUUUCGAAACUUAAAUCUAUCCACACCAAAGGAUGAAUACCCCAUGCCAGUAGCAGAUUUACUUGUUAAUGGGGUUGCACGCCAUCACAUUUUAUCUUUUAUGGAUGGGCAUAGUGGCUAUAAUCAAAUCUUUAUUGCAGAGGAAGACAUAAGUAAAACGACGUUUCGCUGCCCUAGAAACAUAAGUACAUAUGAAUGGGUCGUGAUGCCGUUUGGGUUGAAAAAUAAAGCCGUUAAAAGACAGGCUUUAGCAGACUUUUUAGCAGGUCAUCCUUGUUUAGAUGUUAACGUUGAUGAAGAAAAAGGAAUCAAUCUCUUUUCGAUUGACUUGGUUCCUUGGAGGCUUAUUUUUGAUGGGUCUAUGACUGAUCAAGCCUCUGGGGCUGGAAUUAUUAUUGUUUCUCCAGAUGGCAUAAAAACCCAAUGGUGUUUUCAGUUGGAUUUUGAAUGCACCAAUAACCAAGCAGAAUAUGAAGCUUUGGUAAUUUGCCUUGAGUUGUUGGUAGAGUUGAAGGUGCCAUCGGUUGAAAUUGUGGGUGAUUUUCAAUUAGUUCUUAAACAAUUGAGUGGCGAAUACAAGUAUACAAGCAUGGUUUUGUCUCCAUAUUUUGCCAUUGCCAUCCAACUAUUGGAGGAAUUUGAUGAUGCCUCCCUGAAGCAUAUUCCUCACAACAUGAAUAUUGAAGCAAAUGAACUUGCGCAGAUUGCUUCAGGUGUAAAAAUGCCUAAAGGCAUCAUGGAGAAAGUGAUUAUCAUUGAAAAACGUAUGCUGCCUUCAAUUCAUCAAAGAGGGAUAACGGUGGAAGCAUGCUCAAUAGAUGUCACACCUACAGAUUGGAGGCAUCCAAUAAUAGAACAUUUAAGGAAUCCCAGUUCUAAAACAUCAAAAAGAACGAGGAUGCAAGCUUUAAACUAUGUGCUACUUGGGGAUGUUCUGUAUCGUAGGGGGCAGGAUGAAUUAUUAUUGCGUUGCCUCGGUCUUGAUAAAAGUUGUCAUGUGAUGUCAGAUGUUCAUAAUGGUAUUUGCAGUGCUCAUCAGGCAGGAACUAAGAUGAGAUGGCUAAUUCGAAGGCAUGGUUUCUUUUGGCCAUCUAUUCUUAAGGAUUGCAUCAAUUAUGCGAAGGGCUGCAGAGCUUGUCAACUACAUGGUCCUUUGCAGCGAGCGCCAGCUUCUGAGUUUGUUCUUCCAGAAACUAUCACUUCUGAUCAAGGUACUACUUUUGUUGGAUCUAAAGUAGAGGCCUUUGCAAAAGACAUGGGAUUUCAUUUGCUUAAUUCAUCUCUGCAUUAUGCACAAGCAAAUGGUCAAGCAGAGGCAUCUAAUAAGAUUAUCAUCAACAUCCUGGAGAAAAUGGUGACCCCAUUCUCGCUUACUUAUGGUCAUGAUGCUGUCUUGCCUAUGGAAUUAACGACAAGGUCUCUACGGAUUGCAAUUCAAAAUGGCUUGAAUUCUAGGGAAUACAAUGAGGCCAUGAUCAUGGAGUUGGAAGACCUUAAGGAAGCAAGGUUGAUAGCAUUGGAUGUGAUGAAAGUUCAGAAGCUUAAAGUGGCACGAGCUUACAACAAAAGGGUUAAGCAAAAGAAUUUAGCCGAAGGAAGCUGGGUUUGGAAGGCCGUGCUACCACUUGGAAAGAAGGAUCCUAGAUAUCGUAAGUGGUCCCCUAAUUGGGAAAGACCAUUCCAAAUUCAUAAAGUUCUUAAAGGGGGUGCUUAUUGGUUAAAGUCUUUGAAUGGGGAGUUGCAUUCAUGCAAGAUCAAUGGCAUCUACUUGAAACCAUAUUAUCCGAUUGUGUGGGAGGCACGGGAUAGUUCUGCCUCCAUGUCUACAUGAUCCAAGUUUGCAGACAUUGGUAUAUUAUUUGAUUCAAGUUGUUUUUCUUUCAAUAAUGACACGUAGAGUUUUGGCUUGAACCAUGGAAGCAUACAUAAGACUUGGUGCUGCCAAGGAGGCAUGGCAUGUUCUUACAUUUGUGUUUUAGAGCGGCUUUGUUUGCAAAGCCAUGGGCAGCAUGAAUAAAGCAAGCAAAUAAAUUCAUGUUCAUCAU